GACGGGCACUUGUUUACGAUUGAAACUUCGGAAAAUACGAUGAAAAUUUGUUUUUGUCUGCGGAAAAGCCAUCUAUAGUACUUGUUAAAUGUUUUAUUCGCAACAAGUCGCCAACGAGCAACAAACCAUUAUAAAGAAUGUAUUCGAGUGUUUAUCGUCCAACGUGUAGCUAUCGUGAUUGCAAGAACAAAAUUGCCCCAUCCAAGACGUAUUUUGAGUUGCCCUCGGAACACAGUCGACGCGAAAUUUGGAUCAAAAACAGCGGAAUCUCGGAAGCCGAAGCAGCAAAAAUCAUCCUCGAUCGUCGUCCCAUUUUCAUUUGCGAAGAACAUUUUGAUCAGCGACAAAUGCAAUACUUGCAGGACGGGCGAAAAAUCCUGAUAAACCAUCCAAACUCGAAUCCUCUGCCAUGGCAACCAACGGAAACUCCUUCGGGCUUCCCGUACGACGAACAAGCCACACAAAUGCUCCAAAUUUUCGAGUCAAAUAACACGGAGCAAGACCUCUACGACUACAUUUUCGCACGAAAUUACGUGCAUCAAACGACGGAAGCUGCUGCUUCGGCAGCGGCAGCGCCAACCAAUGAACACCUCAUGAUUCUAAAUCAAAAUUACAUGUUGCAAGCGGCACAGCUGCAACAGCAAUCUCAACUUUUAGCCUCGAGCGGGCAUACGGCAGCAACGCAUCACCAUCAUCAAUUGCAACAAAUUCGACAACAGCAGCAGCAACAAUUGCAGCAACCGCAACAUACCACGACAAUGACGACAGCAGCUCUCACAUCAGCUGCCAUGACGCCGGAUCGACCGAAGCAACAACGACGUCCCCGAACACAAAAACCAAAAACGGCGUAUCUGCAUGACGAACCGGAACCCCCGAAAAAGGAUGUUCUCUGUUUUUCCGUUAAAAGCAACGAACUGAUAAAGAAUGGAGAUAAAACUGUGACGCCGCUUGCUGUGGCAGCAGCAUCAUCGGCAAGCACGAGUCAAAACGCAGAUCCCGGAAGUCUCGAUAUCGAAGAACAAAUUGAAACUUAUUACAUUAUGAACGAGAAAAACGGGAAACAAUCAGACAUCAAUACCAUUAUCGGCAAUUGAGUCGCUUAAGUGGUGCCAUCCGAACAAGCGAAAUUCAAUUCCGUCAUAAAAGUCGUUUGUAACAUAAGUAAGAGGUAUUAAAAAAAUUAUCGCGGGAUAGUUGACCUAAUUUUUUUUUUAAAUUUAGCUGUUUUAAGGUUCAUUGUUGUAUAAGAGUAGAUUUAAGGGACUUUUGACCCCCACACAAAAGAAUCAUUCUCAUUUUUUCCCCUCUAAAGUCUUAAUUUUAAUUCAUUUUAACCAAUUUCCAAUUAUUAUGACAAAAUUUUUACUGAGAUCAACAGUAGAUUGAACAAUAAUAACAAAAUAAAAGCUAAAAUAUCUUUAUAAAAA
Messenger RNA from Culicoides brevitarsis, 1427 nucleotides. RefSeq lists its product as uncharacterized. The coding region runs from base 138 to 1094 and encodes 318 amino acids. The record is from RefSeq and is a predicted model, not a curated record. Lineage: Eukaryota; Metazoa; Arthropoda; Insecta; Diptera; Ceratopogonidae. The transcript has 2 exons.